Molecule: messenger RNA, 1981 nt
Organism: Dermochelys coriacea (leatherback sea turtle)
Lineage: Eukaryota; Metazoa; Chordata; Testudines; Dermochelyidae
Exons: 7
Coding region: 996-1676 (226 amino acids)
Source: RefSeq, a predicted model, not a curated record
AACUGAUGAAAGACAUCUAGAUAAAGCUAUGCUAGAAGAUUUAUCAGGGUGAAUUUAGCACUAGUGAAAGGGGCUGGCUUGGCAAUCCAGGAGGCUGAAGCCAUCUUUUCUUUAUCUACAGAAGGGACAACUGCAUAUGUGGUGGUAGUAAGGGCUUUUUGCAUAUUACCAGAGUGAUUCAAAUAGAGCAGGUGGAGUCCUGCAAAAACAGUAUUCUCCAACAGCCCUUCAAAUUCCUAGCGGCUCUCUGGGUCCAGCAUGCUGAUGUUCCUUUUAAUUUGCUACUCACAUUCAUUAAUGUGAACAGGUUUUUCUUUGCAUGGAAGUUUUGGGAAUGGCUGGAGUUGGAGUGUGUGGGGUUUUCUUUUUUUUUUGCAUGGAUAGCUCUUUUCACAGGGAAAAAAGGGGUAUUUGCUGUUUGCAAUUUAUUACAUGCUAUUUACCAUCAAUUAUUCAUCUUUUUAUAAAGUCCCCCAAUGAGGGAGCAGAAUCAAUCUUAUGUGACUUUAGCUGACCAAUCAGACAAUAUGAAUAAUGAAUAACAAAUAGUCAAAACAAGCAAUUUGUUAACAAACUUUAGUCUGUAAACUGUCUGAACUUGGCAAAAACUUACCAGUAAAUACCAGAAAUCAGAAUUAAUAUGUGAAUGAUUCCCAGAAAAAGGGUCUGAUUCUCCACCGUAUUUGAACUUGUGUAGCCAUUUACAUAGGUACAAAGCAGGUGCAAAAUGCUAACAAAUCAGAAUUAUCCACUUGCUUACACAGUGGUAGCAUUUAGGGCAGUUCUCCACUCACUUUGCACUGUUGUAGCUUGCUACCAAAGGCAGAAAGAAGUGGAAAAUCAGGCCCGAAAGAGUUAACUCCAUGAAUGAUUCAACUACCUCUUGCCCUUAGCUAACUGCAGUAUCCUAAAACCAGCUGAGAGUCUUGCCUAUUUUCUCUAAAGUGGGUGAAAACUAGAAACUUUGAAAGGAAAGAGUAACUACUACCUGCUCUAUGGUAGCAGAGAUGAAGUACAACUCCCACCUGCUCUGGAAAAUGCUGUUUUUCAUCAGUGCAGUAUGGCUUGUUACAGAUGUUAUUGAAGCUGGAACUGCCAAUUGUAAAAAUGCUGAUUUAAGUGAUUUGAAUCAUCAGGUGAAGAGGUUUUCUCAGUGCUUCCUUGAAAUGCUUCCUGAUGAUCAGAGAACUGAAAUUAAUUCCCUUGCAUGGUUAUUGCAACAGGUACUUGAUCGCCUAAGAGAGGUUCAAGGGAAAGCUUGCCAGGCCUUCAUGUCAAAAAAUUGCUCUGUCCCAGAGGCUCCCAAAAAUGGUGGUCUUGUGUGUGUCAGCAUUGACAGCGAUCACUACUGCAAGCCAAUGUGUAACCAGGGUUAUGACUUUGGAUUUCUGAGACGAAGCAGGGUAUAUGAGAAAUGUGGACCGUCUACUGGUUAUUCCUGGACACCAGAACUAGUUGGUGGAAACAGGCUGGCUGAUUGUAUCUCCUCACCAAUUGCUGUCAGUGGAGUCAAUUCUGCAUACUUUCCCACUCACAUGUGCUGUCAACAAACAAUAGCCAAUGCCACUGCUGAAAGCGAGCAGAUAGAAAUCUUCUUCAGGGAACUUGCUGAGGCUGAGAAGGACGUCUCUCAGAAACGUGAAAUGGCAAUUAAUUGUAUGUUGUGUGGUAACUAGGUGUAUGGUUCAACAAACAUAGCGCAGGCAGGCGGGUUACUAUAUUUAUAAUUGCAAUAGGAUAUUUUAAAAGCUAAAGGCAGGUUAAUUCAGAUCAAUCUAAUGGGAUAGUUCUCAGAUCAAUGAACAUGUGGCAUUUUUAGGAAGGGUUGAAAAGCACGUCCAUCAUUUGAACUAACUUCAGCCCUUAGAUGCGCACAAAUAUGGAGUUUGCAUAGAAUUCAGAGCUGAAGCUAAGGCAAUAUGGUCUAUAUCCCAACAUGUGUAUCGUGUAAUAAAGAAAGUGUUCGGUUAUGUAGAUUAAA